GGCGGUCUUCUCGUCGUUACGAGGUCGCGCGGGCGCCACAAGAGGUAACAACACAAGCCAGCGCUGGUUCCUGGACCGCUCUACACAACUACAAACCAUGAGCUCCUCGGAGGAACCGCCAGCGCCUCCCUCAGAGACCCGUCCUGCAGAACCGCCACAGCCGCGCGCCUCGACCGGUGGCUUCUCGGAGCACGGCGACGCCGACACGCCGCCGCCCGCCGGCCGCAGCCGCGGCGACGCCGACGCCGACGUCCCGCCGCCGCCCGCCGACCGUUCCCCGAUCCGCCCGGAGACCGCGGCGCUUGCCGCCGCCGCCGCGACGGAAGCCGAUCAGGCCUGCGACUCGACGGCGGCGUUCCUCGCGGACACUGUACCACGCACGCCGGCGCAGCCCAAAACGAAACAAUCAAAAGCCCUGGCGGCGAUCGCGUCCGAGCUCGUCUGCUCGAUCUGCUGCUCGGUCGCCGCGCGGGCCGUCGUCGCGAACCCCUGCGGCCACGUGUUUUGUGGCGGUUGUCUGGAAAGGUGGCUGCGGCGGAAGCGCAACUGCCCGAACUGCCAACAACGGCUCGACGCGACGGCGUUCGUGGCCGUCCCCGCCUUAGAUCACGUCGUUUCUGCAUUGGUCGACGCGUCGCCGAAUCUGCGGAGGAGAGACUCCAUAGAUAGGCGGCGGAACCGGAGCCCCGUGCCGCCGACGCCGCCGCCGCCUCCAUCGAAUGGCUUCGUGACGGCCGCGGAGCUCCUGCGGCGGAGCAACGGCGCGGUGCCGCCGCCGCCGACGCCGGCCGAUACUACUAUCCUCGGCGCCGUGCGCGCGCUGGACCCGCGCUCCGACAUCGAGCGCGCCGUCGAGGGCCUCGACGGGCUGGCCAUCGCGGGGGGGCGGUCGGAUUUGGAAAGGGCCGUGGACCGGCUGAACGACCUGCCACGGACGUCGCCCGCGCGGACGCCGCCCGUGCGCGCGCGCCGCGGUACCGGCCGCGUGUCGCUCGUCGAGCGCCAGCGCCAGCACACGGCGGAGCGCCUCGCGCGCCGGCCGCCGAGACCGGUCCCGGGCGCGCCCUAUCGCGCCUCGCCCCGGACGCCCUCCGCGGCGGCGACGCCUCCCGGGCCGCGGCGGUGGCGGAACCCGUGA
Messenger RNA from Pelagomonas calceolata, 1138 nucleotides. NCBI's taxonomy places the organism in Eukaryota, Pelagophyceae, Pelagomonadales, Pelagomonadaceae. The record is from the annotation of a GenBank genome assembly.